Paramecium octaurelia is the source of this 1770-nucleotide messenger RNA. Lineage: Eukaryota; Ciliophora; Oligohymenophorea; Peniculida; Parameciidae. The record is from the annotation of a GenBank genome assembly.
AUGCAAGCCAAAUUUAAUGAGCAAGAACUCCUAUAUAUAAUUAAUACCCAUUCUAAAUUAUUCAAUAUGUUUAAAGACUAGAAUUCCAAAUAAACAUAAGUAAUUAUUUUAAUAGGAUAAACGGGUGCUGGCAAGAGUACAUUAUUUAAUUUCUUGAGUGGUGCAGAGUUUGAAAUGAAUGGCCCAGAACCUAGAUAAAGCUUAUGUAUAAAAGAGAAUUCAUAACAAUUUGCUCUCAUAAAAGGAGGAAUGAAAUCAGUCACAAAGAGUCCAAAUUAUUACUUUUCACAAUAGUUUAAUUCACUAUUAAUAGAUUUCCCAGGAUUUUAGGAUACUGAUGGAAAGAUUGAUUAAGUUCUAACAUAAUUAUUAUUUUAUUAAAUAAUGAAAUCCGCAAAUGUGAGAAUUGUAUACGUUGUUAAACACCCCGAAACUCAAUUUAAUAAUAGAGGAACUUCGUUAUAAGAAUUUAUAAGUAAAACAUUUUAAGGUGAAAAUUUUGAUAUGUCCUAAAUAUGUUUGAUGUUAAAUUGCUAUAAUGAUAAACUAUCAGAUGAAAAUCUAAUCACGAAUGUUUAAAGUUAACUAGAAAGGGUUUAUAAUUGUAGGCCUCAAAAUAUUUGUGUUAUUAGAAAAAUAAAAAAUAAAUAAGAAAUUGAAUAAUAUUUAAAUUCACAAAAAAGAAGUUACCUGUUUUAAUAAUUUUUAAGAUCUCAUCCACUCGUUAUUUCUCCUCAAUAUAUACAUGAAAGUGAACAAAUUGGCCAAUAUUUGAGUGAAUAAAGUGAAUAAAUUUUAGAAUAAUUGUGUUCAACGUUAGAAAAGAAUUUAAAUGAUAAUUUAAAAAAAUUAACCUAUGAAUAAGUUUAUAAUUUAGAAGAAUCCUUAAAAUAGAUAUCAGUUUUUCUCAAUAAUCAAUAAAAAGACACAGUUAAUUGGUUUUAAGAAUUAAUUAAUUAAUUUGAAAAGUCAAUUGCACUUUUAAAUUUCUAAAAUAAAAAAUGUUAAAAUUACUCAAAUUUUAUGACAAUAUAUAAUUUUUUUGCUUAACUCUCUGAAUUUAUCCCUGGAUUUGAAAUGAUACGGAACAAUUGCAUAUUUGCUUAAUAGAGGAGUGAGAAUACCAUGAGGAUUGUUAAAGGUUAAAUUGAUAUUCUUUAAAAAUAACAACAAAAUCUUUAUGAGGAAUAAGAAAAAAUGAAACAAUACUAACUCAGGGUUCUAGCAGAUGAAUAACAAAAAAAAGAAGCUAAUUUAAAAUUACAGGCUUAAUAGAGUUAUUAACAGGUAGCAAUUCUGCAAUAGGCUACAUAAAAUGAUUUGUAGAGUUAAAUUACGAGUAAGAAUCUUAUUCAAAAUGAAAGAGAUAAUUUAAUCCUGAAAAAUACUACAUUAUAAUAAAAUAAUUAAAAACAAGUAGACGAGAAAAAUCGUUAAUUGAAAAGAAAAUAAGAAGAUUAUUCAACUUAUUAAUAACAAUUAUAAGAAUUUAGUAAUGAUUAACGGAUUAAAGAAAACGAAAUCAAAUAAUUAAAUGAAAAUCUUUAUAAAUUCUAGAGUUAAAGUGCAUCUGAAAAUGAAAAGUUGGAGAAUAAGCUAAAUGAAAUUCUAGCUAACCAUAAAUAACUAGCUGAUCUUGUAGAUGAGGAACGAAUUAAAAAAGAUGAAUUGAUGGCAUUGAUCAAGAGCUCAGGAGAGGAUUAAGAAAAACUGAGAAAAAGAGUGGAAUGUUUAGCUAGGGAAAGAAACAGUUCAUGCCAAUUGAUAUGA